AUGAGGUCCCGAAUCACAACCUUCCUAGCGCCGCUGGUCGGCCUGCUUUCUGCGGUCAAAGCAAUCCAACUAGAUCUCAACAGUCAAGACUCGAUAAAGUCGGCGACGUCGACCAUCGCCUAUGACAUGAUGACCUAUUAUUCUGGCAAUCAGUCCGGGCAAACACCAGGACUACUACCCGGUCCAUGUGAUUCAACCGCAUGUUACUACUGGUGGGAGGCCGGAGCCAUGUUUGGCUCUCUCGUCAAUUAUUGGCAAUACACGGGAGAUGAUAGCUACAAUCCUGUGGUGUCGCAAGCUCUGGCAUUCCAGAUUGGCCCCGACCAGAAUUACAACCCUCCGAACCAGAGUAAGAACAUGGGUGUCGAUGAUCAAGCGUUCUGGGCCUUUUCCGCUAUGGACGCGGCCGAGGCCAACUUUCCCGAGCCGGGCGGUGACACUCCUUCAUGGCUCGCAAUCGCGCAGGCAGUCUUCAACUUCCAAGCCGAUCUGUGGGAUACAGCGACUUGUGGAGGUGGGAUGCGAUGGCAGGUCUUUUCGUUCAACGCCGGCUACAACUUGAAGAAUACCAUUUCCAAUGGUGGGAAUUUCCAGCUGGCUGCUCGGUUGGCCAGAUACACUGGGAAUCAAACCUACGCCGAUUGGGCUGAGCAGAUGUGGGACUGGAUGGCGGGCAGCCCGUUGUUCCAGUAUCAGGGGGACACCCUCUACAUCUGGGACAACACGAAUGUCGACAACAACUGCUCCGAUGUGGCUCACUUUGCUUGGACGUAUAACUAUGGCACCAUGUUGGUGGGCGCCGCGUACAUGUACAACUUCACCAAUGGAUCUGAGCCAUGGGGCACCCGAAUCAACCAGAUCUUGAAUGGAGCAUUCGGACUGUUCUUCCCCGCCGAUUACGGCGGCAACAUCAUGACCGAGUUCCAGUGCGAACCGGCUUCCAACUGCAACAACGAUCAGAGCAGUUUCAAAGCGUAUUUGUCCCGUUGGAUGGCGGUGACCGCUUUACUGGUGCCGUACACAGCCGAUCAGAUCAUGCCCAAACUACAAGCCAGCGCGGCUGGCGCAGCCCAGCAGUGUACGGGAGGUGAUAACGGGCGCAUGUGUGGCCGAAGAUGGUACUCCAACUGGGAUGGAACAAGUGGUGUGGGCCAACAGAUGCAAGCACUCAGCGUCAUCGGCGCAACUCAAAUCAAUUCCGGAAUCGCUCCCAAGUCUGUCGACACUGGCGGUGUAUCAAAAAGUGAUCCUGGUGCUGGAACAGAUGUCAACACGUCACCUGUUGUUACGCAUUCUCCUAUCACCACCAAAGACAAGGCUGGUGCGGGUGUUCUCACGGUGCUGGCCAUUUGCUUCGUGGUUGGAGGAAGCAUCUGGAUCAUCAUGUGA
Messenger RNA from Capronia coronata CBS 617.96, 1389 nucleotides. RefSeq lists its product as uncharacterized. Gene Ontology annotation, molecular function: mannan endo-1,6-alpha-mannosidase activity. The record is from RefSeq and is a predicted model, not a curated record. The transcript has 2 exons. Lineage: Eukaryota; Fungi; Ascomycota; Eurotiomycetes; Chaetothyriales; Herpotrichiellaceae. Bases 1 to 1389 code for a protein of 462 amino acids. Gene Ontology annotation, biological process: carbohydrate catabolic process; fungal-type cell wall biogenesis.